Haliotis rubra (blacklip abalone) is the source of this 1739-nucleotide messenger RNA. RefSeq lists its product as uncharacterized. Lineage: Eukaryota; Metazoa; Mollusca; Gastropoda; Lepetellida; Haliotidae. The transcript has 7 exons. Bases 114 to 800 code for a protein of 228 amino acids. The record is from RefSeq and is a predicted model, not a curated record.
CAACGCCCAAUGAUGGUCCAAUAGGCUCCUACAGCAGUGGGUCAGCGGACGGUUCCAGACCUGGUAUAUUUUGGGCCAAUGUCCUGCGCCCCGAGUCGAGCCCCAACCUGACGAUGAUGGCGCUCACCCUCCACGAGGCUAACCCCGGACAUCACUUGCAGAUCAGCUAUUCCAUCACAUCAGACACGCCCGACUUCCGCCAGAAGAUGGAGUCCUCGGCUCUGAAUAAAGUCCCUUUUGCCUUCCCGAGAUACACUGCCUUUGUGGAGGGCUGGGCGCUGUAUUCCGAGUUCUUAGGAGAGGAGAUGAAGCUGUACAGAGAUGACUAUGAACUGAUGGGUCGGUACAGUUCUGAAAUGUUCCGAGCGUGUAGACUGGUUGUGGACACAGGCAUACAUGCCUUCAGCUGGACACGUGACGAGGCCAUUGACUACAUGUUGAACUACACAGCCAGGUCGUAUGAGGCCGUUGCAGUGGAGAUUGACCGCUACAUCACGUGGCCUGGUCAAGCUCUGGCCUACAAGAUCGGGGAGAUCAAGAUCCUGGAGCUGCGACGGAAGGCGGAGGAGAAGCUAGGUGGCAGGUUUGACAUCCGGGAGUUUCAUUCCGUUGUCCUGGAAAGCGGAACCCUUCCCCUGACAGUCCUGGAGGAUCUCGUUAACGACUGGCUUGACUCCUACCCGGAACCAGCCACUCCAGCCCCCGGGACCCCCGCCCCUUCCACGUGUGGAGCUGCAGGUCUUGUGUCGUCCCUGGUGUGGGUGAUUCUCGGCCUGUGCGCCCUCCCUCCAGUCGUGUAGGAGGGUGUCAUCUGACUGUUUCCCGUUACACUGUUUGUUGUUGCCGGUCUAGCAUCUGCUGAGUUCAGAUUACCUAUACCACGUAAGCUUUGUAUACUUAUCGUUAUACUGACUGUUGCCCAUAGAUAAUCUCUUCUAAUGUACCGUCUGUUACUGCGUCCUGUAUACAAAUGUGCUAUGUACGUUACCCAUGAUAAACAGACUAUCGGCCCGUCAUCAUCCCAUCAGUCUUAACGUCCCCACGUAAAGCUUCCGCACUCCUUGUACACAACGUUUCGAUGCCACGUCUUGGGUCUCCAUAAACAAGUCCAGAUAUUUCAUUGCCCCGAUGAAGAGUAAACAGAAUUGCCCAUGUAUCUGAUGUCUCUGUAUACCACCCUGACAAGUGCACAGUUCAAGCUAAUGCUGCAUGGAAUUUCCCUUCCCUGUUGUAAGUCUCAUCAUGUUUCAAUAUGUUACGUAUCGAUCCAUGUGCUUGUUGCUUAUAUAUCCACGUGAGAAUUGAUUGAUGAAAAUCUUAUUUCGAGAAGAUAAUGAUAAACCCUGAUCUGCACCCUGCUGAUCCCCUGUGGAUUACCUUGCCUGCCCAGUACGAGCUGGUGACCCCCAGUCCAAUACUUGAAUGAACUUGUCACAUUGUUGCUGUGUCCACCUGAGGUCCGGUGUUAAAUAUCAGACUUCUGAUCAGCAUCACGUGGAGAUGACUCAUCCCUGAGAGGUGUUGAUACCUGGAGUCUGGUGUAUCACCAUCCCUGAGUGUGUUGAUACCUGGAGUCUGGUGUAUCAUAAUCCCUGAGUGUGUUGAUACCUGGAGUCUGGUGUAUCAUCAUCCCGGAGUACAGCGCCAUCUUGCCACAAGUUCAGUGGUCAGCUUCCCUUGCACACGGACAUGUCAUAAUAAUUAUACUUUCUUUAAAAUUGCAUAUAAAGAUCAUACAU